Messenger RNA from Monoraphidium neglectum, 1875 nucleotides. RefSeq lists its product as hypothetical. Bases 1 to 1875 code for a protein of 624 amino acids. The transcript has 6 exons. Gene Ontology annotation, biological process: regulation of chromosome condensation. Lineage: Eukaryota; Viridiplantae; Chlorophyta; Chlorophyceae; Sphaeropleales; Selenastraceae. The record is from RefSeq and is a predicted model, not a curated record.
AUGCUGCAAAUAAAGCUGGCACCCGACCCAGGCGACCCGGCGCACGUCCACGGCCAGACUGUUAUGGAGGCCCAGCAGUGUGGCGAGCUGGUGCAGCUGCAGGACGAUGCCAGCUACGCGCUGGAUGGCCUCACUCCCGGCAGCAGCAUUUCGACGCAGCGCGAUUCGGCCGCUACUCUGUGCGAGAUGCUCGCCACUCGCAGGGGCCGCCUCGCGCUCAGGAAGGACGGGCUGGCACAGCAAGUGCUGUCAGCGCUCGCCAAGGUCAAAGCGGGGCGCGACGCAGCCCUGGCGCUCGCGGCCGCGUGUGCGCUCCUGGCGCUGGCGGCAGAGGACGCCCACCCCGCUUACAUGGCCUCCACAGCUGCUGUGGUGCUGGCUGAGCAGCUGCUGCAGGAGUCUCAUGACAUCCAGCAGACUGCGGCCGACUCAGCGGCUGGGGCGCGGCUGCAACGCCUGCUGCAAAAUGGCAGCCUGCUGCGCCACCCCAGUAGCGGCCUGAGCUUGUCGCAGCUGGCCGCCGGCAGCGCAUCGCAGCAACAGCAGCUGCAGCAGCAGGCGGCGCUGGCGAUGGAGCGGCAUGAGGCGCUGACGGCAACGCAGCAGGGCGUGCUGCUCACCGCGCUGGCGCAAGCCACUGGGGCACACGACGCGACGCGGUUGCAAUACACCGAGGUCAUGCGCGCCAAGAUGCUGCGCCACGGCCUGCUGGUGCGGCUGGCUGAUCUGCUUCGCCGCCUGUGCUGCGGCGAGGGCGGCGGCACACGGGGCGAGCAGCAGGCAUCCCAGGGAGAUCAGGGGGCCCCAGGGCUGGCGGUGGACGCAGCUGUGGUGGUGGGCAACGCGUGGCUGGUGGCCACGGUGCUGGCGGUGAUGGAAAAUGCCACCUUCACGGCCCCCGAGAACGCUGCCUGUCUGGCCAGCGCCAGCUUUAGUAAAGUGCUGAUGAACCUGACGCACGGCAACACCGCCGGCGGUGUCAGCGCCAUCACACAGGCCGGCGGCGCAGGGGCCAUUGUUCAGCUGCUGCAGCGGCUGCUGCCCAGCUGGGAAAGGGGCCUUGCCGAGGCGAUGCGGACGGAGGUGCUGGAGCAUGUCGAGGUGGUCAGCGUGGCACUGGGCGUGCUCAUCAACCUGGCCUCAACUGAGCCAGGCGUAUGCUGUGACCUGACGGGGGCCGGCGCAGCUGAGGGUGGUGCGGCCUCGCCUGGUGUGCUGCCGCUCCUCUGCAGCAUGCUCAACGCCACAGCAGAGCGGGUGGCUGCGGAGGAUGCCCCCCAGUCGCCGCAGCCAGGCUCCCCGUCGCCGCCGUCGUCCUCCCAACCGUCGCAGCGCAGGCAUGCAGCGGGGAGCGGCCAGCAGCGAACCGGGUCGCAGCAUGAGGGCCCGCCUGGCAGCCCUCCGCCUUUGGUGCAGCCACGCACAGCGGGCGGGAACGGCGGCGGCAAGGGCGGCGCGCCACAGCGGCCCGGCCCUAUGUCCACAUGCCUCAUGCCGGCGGGUGCGGGCAUGCCCCUCACGUCGCAGCCAGAGCGCAGCUCGCCUCAGGAGCUGGCCAGCGGCGGCAGCUCCAGCAGCGAUAAUGCGGGCGAGGCAGCGAUUGUGGAGGCCUACAGUGCUAUGCUCCUGGGCUUUCUGCUGCGAGGCAGCCCUGGUCUGCAGCAUGCCGCGGCCGCACGCCUCGCCGGUGGCAGCCUGGAGCCUGUGGCCGCGGCAAUCCAGCGGUGCCUGGCCUUUUAUGUCACCGCAGGGGCCAUCACGGAGGGGACGCGCGGCAAGCUGGUGCAGCUACUGGAGGAGCUGGGGCGCGCAUGCAGCGGCGCAGAGGCUGCGGGCGGCUGUGGUGAAGGUGGUGAUGGCAAGGACAGCGGCUGA